This is a messenger RNA of Corylus avellana, 2093 nucleotides long. RefSeq names its product trihelix transcription factor DF1. NCBI's taxonomy places the organism in Eukaryota, Viridiplantae, Streptophyta, Magnoliopsida, Fagales, Betulaceae. The record is from RefSeq and is a predicted model, not a curated record.
CUCUUGGCUGUAAAAAAACAAAAGAAAAAAAAAAAAAAAAACCGGAAAAGCUUUUCCGGGAAACCGAUUCCAUGUUGGAAAUCUCAGCUUCGCUAGAAAAGAAAAACUUUUCCGGGGGCGCCGCCACCGGAAACCGGGAGAGCGAGGAGGGUGGUGGGUCGGUGUCGGUUGGGUCUGGAGAGGAGGAGAGAGUGGGAGGCGAUGAGGGUGACCGGAACUGGGCCGGUAACCGGUGGCCGAGACAAGAGACUCUGGCUUUGCUCAAGAUAAGGUCUGACAUGGACGAUGCCUUCAAGGAGUCCAGCACCAAGGCUCCUCUCUGGGAAGAGGUUUCCAGGAAAUUAGGGGAGCUUGGAUAUAAUCGAGGCGCCAAGAAAUGCAAGGAGAAGUUUGAGAACAUAUACAAGUACCAUAGGAGGACCAAAGAGGUCCGGUCGAGCCGACCCAAUGGGAAGACUUAUCGGUUUUUUGAGCAAUUGGAGGCUUUAGAUAGCCACACCCCAGAGAACGUUGAGGCUUCUUUGCAGCAAACAGCGGCGGUGGGAAGGAGAAUGGAGCCAACGAAUGUUAUUCAGAAUGCAAUCCCACAUUCUGUCAUUCGAAAUCCAGAUUGGAAUUUUGUGGAGAAUUCUACUCCGACCACGUCCUCAUCUAGUAAAGAAUUGGAAGGCAUGGGAAGGAAGAAGAGGAAGUUGGGGGAGUAUUUUGAGGGAUUGAUGAAGGAAGUGAUGGAGAAGCAAGAGAAUUUGCAAAGGAAGUUUAUAGAGGCAUUGGAGAAGUGUGAGCAAGAUCGAAUGGCGAGAGAAGAGGCGUGGAAGAUGCAAGAAUUGGAUAGGAUUAAGAGAGAGCGUGAACUUUUGGCUCAAGAAAGAUCGAUUACAGCGGCAAAGGAUGCUGCAGUGCUUGCCUUCUUGAAGAAGUUUUCUGAGCAAUCAAGCUCGAUGCAAUUGCCGGAGGAGGCACUAAUGUUCGCAAUGCCUAUGGAGAAAGUUGUGGACAGGCAAGAAAAUGGUAAUGGUGGAGAUGUUAUGGGCACGCAAGACAAGCAGAAUGGUGGAGAUGUUUUGGACAAGCAAGAAGAUAACAAUGGUGGGAAUAAUUUGGAGAAUCAAGAAAAUUACAAUUAUGGAAAUUCUAUUCAGAUGAGCUCGGCUCGAUGGCCUAAAGAUGAAGUUGAUGCUUUGAUUGACUUGAGGACUAAACUUGAUUUUCAGUAUCAAGAAAAUGGUCCUAAAUCACCUCUAUGGGAAGUGAUAUCAGUUGCAAUGAAAAAGCUCGGUUAUGAUCGGAGUGCAAAGAAAUGCAAAGAGAAGUGGGAGAAUAUAAACAAGUACUUCAAGAAGGUGAAAGAGAGCAAUAAAAAAAGGCCCGAGGACUCAAAGACGUGUCCUUAUUUUCACCAGCUUGAUGCUUUAUAUAGUGGUAGGACUAAGAAGGGUGAAAAUUCAGUUAAUCCUGGGUAUGAGUUGAAGCCUGAGGAGCUUUUGAUGCAUAUGAUGAGUGGACAAGAAGACCAACAAAACACAGAAUUGGUAAUGGAGGAUGGUGAGACACAGAAUAUUAAUCAAAUUCAAGGAGAUAAGGAGGAUGAAGAUGCCGAUGCCGAUGCCUAUCGGGUUGUAGCAAGUGAUCCUUCUUCAAUGGCAAAUGUGGGCUAAAGUUAUUGCUGAGGGAAACUUUUUCUGAUAGCUGAAGUGGGUGUUGCUGAUUAUUGAGAAGUGGACUAAGGUUAGGACUAAUGCUAUUCUUCACGCUAGAUUUUCACACUGGUUGAUGUAUCAUGUUUUAAAUGACUUUUUAUGUUAGUCACUUAAAAAAAAUUUAAGUAUUAGCCUUGUAAAACAUGACACAUUAAUCGGUGUGAAACUUUUGUGAAAAUCUAGUAUGAAGAGUAACAUUACUUUAAAGUUGUCAUUGCUGAGGGUACCCCCACAGAUGUAUGGGUGGGAUUGUGGUUGCUCAGAAAUUCAUUGUGAUACAAUAUGAAUGCAUCAUAUGGGAAAUGGCAUGUUCUUCAUGUAGAAUAUAUGUUCAUCAUCAUUUGUUGAUAAAAAAUGAGAGAGAAUAAAAUGAGGAGGCUCAUGUGUAAUUAA